AUGACAACAAUUCCACCGGACUGGGCAUUAUACCAGACCUACCUUGCCGGUGAAUUGGUUUAUGACACCUUCAUGUCCAAAAUUCAUCGGCAACUGGUAAAGCCAAUGAGUGUUGGACUUUUAGAUGUCGACACUUGUAUUGAUUUGGAGCAGCUUGCCAAUGUCCUGGCCGUUGCUUACUUCAAUCCUGAACAGGUUGUCCUAAGAACACCGAGUGUCAUCAUUGAUUCCGGAGGCAGAAUCAUUGUCUGGUAUUUGCCCGGAGCCAUGACUGGCAUGAUAAUGACAGACAUGCAAUCCGCCACGAAUUCCAUAGGACAUCUGUUGAAUGAUAGCAUCACCACCAGGAAGGCUACUGAAUGGAGGACCCAUGAGUCCAAUUUCUAUCCGAGUCCGGAUGGGAAGAUCACACCCGGUUGCAUCAAUAUAUCACCCGCCUGGUUUCAGCAAGGCAGAGAGAAACAUGGUUUCCCAAAACUUGAUCCGGAAGAUGGCUUCUCACCUCAGGUAUCCGCUGCAUUGAAAGGUGAUGUUGGUCACAAUAUCACAACCUCCCUUCAAAGAUCCGGUAUCCUUGUCCCUGCUGCACUUCGGGUCAUGCACCCAGAUCUAUAUCGGGCUGGAAUCAAAACUCAAGUCAGGCUCGGUGCAUGGGCGACCCAGUAUCAGUUAGAAGACAUGUGCCAUCAUCUCAAACAUUGGGCAUCUGUCUUCAAUGUAGUGUCAGUCAUUUGCAAUCGCCGGUCACCACCUCAUAGAGAUCCAAAAUGUCGACCGGAGGCAUUUUAUAUUAUGACAACCGCAGGCAUUUAUCAUCCGGUCAUAAUGGAUUUCAUGAAUCUCGGCAUCAAGUUUCUAUAUGACUCCGGGUCAAUGUUGGCCUCAUCAUGUCGCCUUGUCAGACAUCACAUGCAUGUUGAACAGGGUAGCCGGAUUGUCACUGCGUGGUACAUGCGAGAUAGUAUCCAUAAUUUUGUUGGAACUCCAAGGACAGACUAUGCAAAAUAUGGCAAUGUACAACGCAGUGACCCGGUUGAGCAGAAAGAUGUCUAG
This is a messenger RNA of Suillus fuscotomentosus, 1053 nucleotides long. RefSeq lists its product as uncharacterized. NCBI's taxonomy places the organism in Eukaryota, Fungi, Basidiomycota, Agaricomycetes, Boletales, Suillaceae. The record is from RefSeq and is a predicted model, not a curated record. The coding region runs from base 1 to 1053 and encodes 350 amino acids. The transcript is spliced from 4 exons.